Malania oleifera is the source of this 2321-nucleotide messenger RNA. RefSeq names its product protein CHUP1, chloroplastic. Lineage: Eukaryota; Viridiplantae; Streptophyta; Magnoliopsida; Santalales; Ximeniaceae. The transcript is spliced from 6 exons. The coding region runs from base 301 to 2223 and encodes 640 amino acids. Gene Ontology annotation, cellular component: chloroplast outer membrane. The record is from RefSeq and is a predicted model, not a curated record. Gene Ontology annotation, biological process: chloroplast organization.
GUUCCUCGGUAUAUGUGCCCACCCUUUGAGCUCUACUUCUCUUCCUCACUCCCAAACCCUACUGUCACAAUUUUGGUCUCUCUCUCUCUCUCUCUAACUGCAAAGAACACCAAGCUACAUAUUUCUCUCUCCAUCUCUCUUGUCUCUGUGUAAUGACGGACAGACGGAUAAGGACGUGUUUGGAGGUGAAUUUCUUGCUUUUAUCUCAAAAUAUAGAGUAAUUCAGGAGACGCUAGACAAGAAGAGAUAAUCUUGGUUUGGGCUUCAGCUUGAGCUUCAGCUUGAGCUUGCGGGCCAACAAUGGUGGCCGGAAAGAUGAAAGCGGCAAUGGGGUUGCAGAACUCACCCAGAACUCUUAAGCCGGAGACUACGCCGACGAAAUCCCAUACCCCUUCGCCCAGCUCUGGGAAGGUUUCUGCGAAGACGAUGUUCUCUCGCUCAUUCGGUGUUUAUUUUCCUCGCUCCUCCGCCCAGGUGCAGCCACGGCCGCCAGACGUGACGGAGCUCCUCCGCCUCGUGGAGGAGCUGCGCGAGAGAGAGUCUCGCCUGAAAACAGAGCUUCUCGAGCAGAAGCUCAAGAAAGAGUCCGCAGCCAUUAUUCCUGUUCUGGAGAGCGAGAUAUCGGCGAAGAAUGCUGAAAUCGAAAGGUGUUCGAUGAGGAUUGAGUGUCUGGAAGCUGAAAACGGGAGGCUCAGAACAGAGGUAGAAACGUUGAGAGCAAAUAUUGAAGAAAAACGGAGAGAGAGUGAGCAGAAGAUGAAGGCAAUGGAGGCCGAGAUGGCAGAUUUGAGACGAAACGUUGAAGAAAGUAACAGAAGAAGCGAGAGUAAGGAGCUGUGGAAGGAAGCAGGGGAGAAUGACGAGAUGUUGUCAUCGCAGAGGUUUCAAAGCUUAAGUGAUUUGUCCUCGAAGUCCUAUCUGAUGAAGAAUUUGAAGAAGGGAGUGAAGUGUACGAGCGUUAAUGGUUCGAAUCAGGAAAAUCACAAAGUUGAGUGUGGAGAUUUGAAGAUCAGAGAUGAAGUUGAAACAGAGAGACCGAGGCACUCUCGAUCUAAUUCGGAAGAAAUCGCCGAGACCUCCGAGUCGAUACUGUCUGCCGCUAGAUCUCGCAUUCCUAGGGUUCCAAAGCCUCCCCCAAGACCAUCUUCAUCUUCUUCUUCUUCAUCGUCGUCGUCGUCAGCUCAGACUUCUAAUAUUACAGAGAGUAAAGCUACGGCAGAACAGGCGAUUCUACCUCCACCUCCGCCACCAAAAUCAAUGCCACCGCCGCCUCCUCCUCCACCGCCGUCGAAGGCUGCGCCACCACCUCCGCCCCCUCCCCCGCCACGCACGAAGGGGCUAAAACCGGUGCCGGCGAAGGUAAGACGAGUGCCGGAGGUGGUGGAGUUCUACCACUCUCUAAUGCGAAGAGACUGCUCCCGGAGGGACUCUUCCGUCGGAGCGGCCGACCCACCGGUCGCCUCCAGCGCCCGCGACAUGAUCGGGGAGAUCGAGAACCGCUCCACCCACCUGCUCGCCAUCAAAACAGAUGUGGAAAUCCAAGGAGACUUCAUUAGGUUUCUGAUCAAAGAAGUUGAGAAUGCUGCAUUCACUGAUAUUGAAGAUGUAGUCCUCUUCAUUAAGUGGCUUGACGAUGAGCUCUCUUAUUUGGUGGAUGAAAGGGCAGUGCUAAAACACUUCCAAUGGCCCGAACAGAAGGCAGAUGCCUUGCGAGAAGCCGCAUUCGGGUACUGUGAUCUCAAGAAGCUCGAGUCGGAGGUGUCCUCCUUUCAUGAUUAUGCAAGACAACCUUGUGGCCCUGCUCUUAAAAAGAUGCAAGCUUUGUUUGACAAAUUGGAGCAUGGGGUGUACAACCUCUCGCGAAUGAGAGAAUCAGCUACUAAUCGAUAUAAGGUGUUUCAUAUUCCUGUGGAUUGGAUGCUUGAAACUGGAUUUGUGAGUCAGAUCAAGCUGGCUUCUGUGAAAUUAGCAAUGAAAUACAUGAAAAGAGUAUCUGCAAAGCUUGAAACGGGAGGCGGUGGUCCUGAAGAAGAAGAGCUUAUAGUUCAAGGAGUAAGAUUUGCAUUCCGAGUGCAUCAGUUUGCCGGAGGUUUUGAUGUGGAAACCAUGAGAGCAUUCCAAGAGCUGAGAGAGAAAGCAAGAUCGUAUCAAGUACUACAGUGCCAAAGCCAGCAACACCAGAAGCUUCUGUGCAGAUCAACCACCAUCCCGAUCAAUCUGUAGCAAACUCAGCUUCAGAAAUGCUACGAGUUUUUGCUGUAAAGAUUUAACAUUUUAUUAUUAUAUGUGGGAUGUGAAUAAAAUGUCGGUUUUUGGAUUUU